UUAGCCGGGGACACACCAGCCUGCUCGCAGGUGCCUGGACAGGACAGGGGACGAGAGAGGAACACUCUCUGAGGAAGCCCAGCUCCUAUGAGCUCCUCGCUGGCAGCACUCAAACCAGUGAAGCUUGGGAAAGUCAUCGACCUCCAGUCGUUCUGCUGAAAAAAAGCUGGUUCUAUUUCCAUGGAGACCAGGGAAUCUGAAGAUUUGGAAAAGACCUGGAGGAAAUCAGCAAGUGAUCAACGGAACACUGAUAAUGAACCAGCCAAGGUGAAACCUGAGUUACUCCCAGAAGAAGAGGAGACUUCUCAAGCUGACCAGGAUAUCCAAGACAAAGAGCCUCAUUGCCACAUCCCAAUUAAGAGAAAUUCCAUCUUCAAUCGCUCCAUAAGACGCAAAAGCAAAGCCAAGGCCAGAGACACCCCCGAACGGAACGCCAGCUGCCUGGCAGAUUCACAGGACAAUGGAAAAUCUGUAAAUGAUUCCCUGACCUUGAAUAUCCCCCGGAGCAGAAUGCCUCCUUGCAGAACAGCAAUGCAGACAGGCCCAGGAGCCCAGAAAAUGAGGUAAGAGAUGGCAGAUCAUGAGGAAUGCUGGUCUGGGA
Messenger RNA from Pongo pygmaeus (Bornean orangutan), 601 nucleotides. Its product is annotated as ephexin-1-like. The record is from RefSeq and is a predicted model, not a curated record. NCBI's taxonomy places the organism in Eukaryota, Metazoa, Chordata, Mammalia, Primates, Hominidae. The transcript has 3 exons. Bases 181 to 567 code for a protein of 128 amino acids.